This is a messenger RNA of Botrytis cinerea B05.10, 2745 nucleotides long. RefSeq lists its product as hypothetical. Bases 254 to 2437 code for a protein of 727 amino acids. The transcript has a single exon. Gene Ontology annotation, molecular function: protein binding. NCBI's taxonomy places the organism in Eukaryota, Fungi, Ascomycota, Leotiomycetes, Helotiales, Sclerotiniaceae. The record is from RefSeq and is a predicted model, not a curated record.
GAGUCUAGUGUCAGGGGACAAUGUCAUGUCGAUUCCGUGUCGGUAGAGAAAUCCGUUCACGGCUUAAAUUCUUCAUUUUCAUAUACUUCAAAGAGGAAGCAAAAUAAUAAAAAUCGGGUUCUUUGAUUGUUUGUUCUCGAAAGCGAUUGUAACCGCAUGCGGGGACUUUCUUUCCUUGUAUCAUUUGUGUUGGAGCAAGCACAAAGAAUUCGCAUUUAUUAUAUGGUUUCAUGAAUAGACCGUGAGAGAUGUGAUGGUUGUGAUAGCUUGGUUUGCACUAUUGAAGUAUCUGUUGAAGCUAUUCUCUAUCAUCUAUCUAGGAAUUCCACGACGCAAUCAUCUCGUAAUGGCGAAUUGGUUCGGUUGGACACCAUGGGCAAAGCCAAGGGGGCGACAUCCCCGCCCGCCACUUGAUCGUGCUUUAGGUCAAGGCGCUAGCUCUGGGUCUCGCUCUAGAUCCUCGUCUCGGUCUCUUAGACGACACCCCAGUGAGCUUAACCCGGCCGAGAGAUUAGCUAGAAAGAAGAAGGAAAAAGCAGAGGAAGAAAUUGAGCAGGAAAAACUGAACAAUAUGGAGCCCGCUGAUAGAGCCGCUUACAUUGAGCAAAAGAAACUCAUGAAUGAACAGAGAAUUGAGAAAUUGAAAAAGAGAUUUGCAAGUCGGAUGAAGAGGGUGGCAAAGAAGCAUGAAGAGAAGGUCGCAGAAGAGAACCGUGGGUGGAAGAGAAAACAUGAAGAUGAUGCUGUGGCCCAAUCCGCCGAAAGAAGACAGGAAUUUCUGAAAAAUCGGGGGAAGAACCCCUCCCCAGCACCGGAAUUGGCAAUGUCGAAUUUCGAGCGAGAAAAGCAUAGAAUUCACACGAUAGGCUUAUUGGAAAAGAUUUAUGCGGAUCUUCAAUAUCACUUCGUGCACCCCACGCUGAUCAAUUCCGACGCGUACGAUCCUUAUGAAGGGCUAUUCAACGAUCUUUCGGGGGUAUACUUGCGAUUUCUAAUGCUAGCUCAAAGCCCAGAAGUCCAUAUGAGAGGCAUCGGUAUUGACAGUGCUUGCGUUCUCAUGCUUUCACAGAACUUCCGCACCGCGUUGAGACAUGGAGAAUUGCCCGAUGGAACGUUUGCCAAGCCCGGCCAGGAUGGGUAUUCACAUACUUGUAGAUGGGAUGAAUUUCAAUUGAAGCUCCAGUUGGAACAUUUCAGCAUUAGAGGCUUUGCGAUCGCACGUCAUAUUCCGUACAUGAAGGUUUUUGGUCGAAGCGGUUCGAAGCUUUUUGGGGGGGACGUAUGGCCGGCGAAUUUGAGUCUUCAACUGGAUCCUUCGAUCAGAGAUCCGUAUGUAGUGUGCCUUGGAAGAGAUGGAACAGUAUACCCUUGCCUGUUUACACCUCUUCCUGGCGAGUCCGAAUCUGUACAUCAAAGUGUCUUUAAGCUUCCAUUCAGAAACCCUAAAGAAAAGGUAGGAAAAGGGGAAACUUUGGGACCUGCCAAAAAGCGUAUGGCUCCGCUUCGCUUUCAAAAUCUGAAGGCUAGUAUAUUCAACGCAGAGAUUUUCAAACAAUAUGCUCCCCCAUCAUCUUGGCCACCGAGCUGGGAGUAUCCGCCUGCGGAUAUUCAGCAUCCAUGUCGAGAAUGGGGUAAGAACUAUCCGUUGUGUGUUGCUUGUGGUCUCCGAACAGGGCCUCUGGAGGUAGUAAAAGAAGUACGGAAAGAAGUGCAGGAAGAAGCAGAAGAGUCGGAAAAAGAGGCAGACGCAGCAAAAGCGCCCCAAAAGAAGCCAAUCUGUCGCUGCAAAACAAUUGAUGUCUUCGAUCACAUCUUGGUAGAGAUCAAAGAGUAUCCUUCGGAGUCCACAUCCACAAAUUCUAUCUCUGUUGAUCGUGGAAUCAGGAUUUUACAAAAAGUCCCAAGGGGCCAUAUUAUUGGGGAAGUCCUUGGAGAAUUCAUCCCACUUGGUGCCGAGAGUGAUUUUCAGUGUCCUACUUCAUUCGCUAUAGAUUUUCAUGCUCCUCCUGACGUUGACAAAUUUGGAAAAGUUCUGGAGAUUGACCCGGAUGUUGUAGUGAUCAAGACUAUUGACACCAAUACAAAACCCAUCGCAACGUUGAUCGAGGGACACAAAGGUGGAUGGACUAGGGUGAUUAAUAAUGGCACGAGUGAAACAUCAAAUGUUGAAUUCCGCUCGGAAGUCUGGGCAGGGAAAUUACGCAUUACUGUGAGAGCGCUGAGGGAUAUAAACUUUGGAGAACAAUUGUUUGGUACGUUUCCCCCAAAACUCGUCGCCCAACCAACCACCGCCUCAUCGUGUUUUUCUACAAUGCUUGUGAAUUUUGGAGGAGAAUCCUUGGUCUUCUUUAGGGAAGCUGUGUGGUGGGCUUUUCCAAUGAAAAGAAUAAUUACUGACUUCUCGAUCCUGCAGUCCGAUUGGGGGAUUCGUACUUAGAACCUGAUGGGCAAUCGAUGUAUGCCGAAAAGAAGGAUCAAGCUGAAAGGUCACCAACGAGAGCGCUUACCGGAUUCUAUAAGUGACAUAGAAAAUAGUGAAGGGAAAAUGAAUCUUCUCUGGAAGUGAAGGGGGGGUGGUACUUUACUCUUCGUCUCUACUCGUUUCGUUUGUGAAAACAUUGAGAUUGUUUACCCAGGUAAUGGAUAGUACCGGUAGCGAAAGGGGUUGAUGACAAUUGAGAAGUGAGUGAAUAUAUAACCUACAAACGGUAGAACAACAUAAUAUUACAUACAUGCAUACAUACA